CACAAAUAAAGGUUAAUGUUCUGCUGUAAAGAUCUGUUGAUAAAGUUAUAUAAAAGCUACAAUCACAUUGAUGUUAUCGCAGGUUUCGUUCAUAACUUUAAAGUUCGUGGGCGCUCAAGCGUUAAGGACCUCAAAUCAGAAUACGACAUCAAGUCGGUGAUGCAUUACGGGGGGUUCUCGUUCUCGAAGAACCGGCAACCCACCAUUGUUGACAAGGUAACAGGGAAGGUUGUGAAGUCACAAAGGAAGGGAUUGUCCUCAAAAGACAUCAAGGAAGCGAGGGUGUUGUACAAUUGUGCGGACGGGCCUGGGAUUGUUCCACAACCGGGUGACGCCUGGGGCUCGUGGGGUGAUUGGGGGGUGUGUAGCGCCUCAUGUGGCAAAGGUACCAAGGUGAGGGUACGUAGUUGUCGUAGCAACAACGACACCAUCGUGCACGAUCGACGAUGUGGGAGGGAAUAUUACGAGAGCGAUGAUUGUGAGGGGGGCGAGUGCGGGGAGGGAAAGUGGGGGGAGUGGAGUCCGUGUUCGGUUACGUGUGGUGGGGGGAGCAUGCACAGGGAAUCGUGUUGCGAUCGUAACUCUAAGAUCGAGAAGAAAGAUUGUUCACCAGCUCCAUGCAUAUCUAAUGAUGGGGGUGCCAUGUGGGGUGUGUGGGGGGCGUGGUCGGGGUGUUCCGCUACAUGUGGGGGUGGGUGGGUACGUAGGCGUCGCCCAUGCAUGGGUGAGUCAAACACUACGGUACCCGUGCAAGAGUGCCCGACUCAAUUACCCUCGUUCAACGAACUACAAGCGUGCGCUACUGAGGACUGUGAUGGAACAACCGCUUCCAACAUUAAAUGGGGCGUGUGGGGGGAGUGGUCCAGUUGCUCAAGGUCAUGUGACAAAGGGGUCAAACAAAGGUAUCGUGAUUGUGAAGGGGGCUUCCCCGGAACAGGAAGCUGCGUUGGUGAACAGGAGGGUUUCAUGCGAUGCGUGGUCGUUGAAUGUCCGCUGGUUGAGGUGCAAGAUGAGGUGAACUGGGGACCUUGGUGGGCGUGGUCGCACUGUAGUGCCUCGUGUGGUAGCGCUACACGAACUCGCACGAGGGUUUGUUACUCGUUGCAUUACAAAGCGGCCACUAGGUGUGUGAGUGAGCGUGGGAAUUCGGAAGUAGACACACAACUUCGGAAGUGUGACAAUCAGGUUUGUGUGGGAGGUUACACUGAAGAAGUGGGCGUGUGGGGGGCAUGGUUGGAGUGGGGGGCGUGUACCAAGUCCUGUGGGGGUGGGGCACAUACAAGAUACCGCGUAUGCAUAGGCGAGGGUUGCGAGGGAAAUCCCGACCAAGUUCAACCUUGCAACACCAAGUCAUGUUAUCAUGAGUUUACGACGAGCGAGCCCGUUGGGUGGGGGGGUUGGUCCGCUUGGUCGAGUUGCUAUGGUAACAAUACACAAACCAAAUAUCGGUCGUGCUUCAAUGAUUUGAUGGACGUAACGGUUGGCUGCACAGGAGAGGACAGCCAAUCAAAACCUUGCAGGACAUGCAACUUAUGGGAAGGUUGGGGAACGUGGGGUUCUUGUAGUCGAUCGUGUGGACUUGGGGUCCAACACAGAUCACGUGAAUGUUCGUUCAUGAGCGGUUGUGAUGAUGGAUCUUAUGAAUCGCGUAAAUGUUUCAAUAAUUGUUCAUCUAUUCAAGACCUUCCAUGGAUUGUACGCACCCAUAUAUGUAGUGAAGGAUGGACAACGUUAGCGCGUGUUAAUAACGAUCAUUAUCAAGAUGUUGUUUGUGUUCAACAAUAUCAACAAAUCAGAAUCUUGUUAAACAACAACUUGAACUUUGUCUUCUCCCAACCCCACAACAUUAGUGUUUGCCCCAACACCCCCAAUAUUGAUGGUGGUCGGUUGUUUGUUGCUGACUUUAAUGGGGAUCAUCUCGAUGAUAUUCUGUGUGUUUAUAACGGGACCACAAAGAUCACAUUAAACAAUGCUGGGGGUUACGUGGGGUCACUUCAGGUCACCACGGACAUCGGUAACUUCUGUAACGCAUCAACGAUCGCCCCGGUCUACCUCGACGACGAGCAUAAGGCUCAUCUGCUGUGCAUACAUAAAAACGGGGUCAUACAACUACUACCAAAUGUGUUAUGAUGUCACACAGGUAUACUAUGAUGUCAUAGAAGGCAUACACCACAGACAAUCAUGUUAGUUCAUAAUGCCUUGGCGGAUAAAAGGUCAGAUUUGCAAAAAUAAAUUUUGUUCCGAGAUAUUUUAAAAGUUGGCGACUUCUUGUUAUUUGCGAUUCAUCACUCGAUUCUGCUGUUUUUCGAUUCAUAGAAUAAUAUACAAGUGUAUAGAAUUUCAUGUUUGCCGGAAAA
Messenger RNA from Ciona intestinalis (vase tunicate), 2357 nucleotides. Lineage: Eukaryota; Metazoa; Chordata; Ascidiacea; Phlebobranchia; Cionidae. The record is from RefSeq and is a predicted model, not a curated record.